Messenger RNA from Epinephelus lanceolatus (giant grouper), 4012 nucleotides. The record is from RefSeq and is a predicted model, not a curated record. NCBI's taxonomy places the organism in Eukaryota, Metazoa, Chordata, Actinopteri, Perciformes, Serranidae.
AACAGUCCCCCGCCAUGAUUGUUGUGUUUUUCAGGCUGUCCGUUGCGCAAUACCUGAACAUGGAUUCUCGAUUUGCCCACUUGCGCCAGCGGGACACCAGCGUGUCAAUGCUGAGGGUCAAAAUGUCCCGCAGGAGAUCCCAGUCCCAGAAAGAGAACCGAGAUCGCGCUGUUAACACGCGCAGGCAGCUGGACAAGCUCCCAGAGCUGGAAAUGUCCUGCCUGGAUGCCUCCAUUGCAGUGGCCAACAUGUCAACCAUUCAGGAGAAGACAGUGAACAAGGGAAAAUCUGCUACAAACAUAGCUGGGGAAGAGAGGAUGAAACAGCUUGAGCGCUGGAAGGAGCGUAAGGCUCUUGAGAAGGAGAAGGAAAAGAGAGAAAAGGAGCGUAAAGGGGUAUUUAAGACUGGCAUGUAUCAUCCAAAGGACACCCUUAUCAUUGCCUCUCUGCCCGCAGUCCCAGCUGCCUCAACAAGAGCUAAAGAGAAAAAAGUGAACACAGCUCCAUCCCAGAGUGCCAGAGUGACUCGUUCAAUGAAACAGCAGCAGCCAGUGCAGAGGCCUCUGAAAAUGCAGGAUCCAAAUACUGUGGCAAAGAAAGCUCAACCUGCUGCGGAGAGGUCAACCAGGAGCCGGGCCGCUCUUGUCAAGCCUGCACCUGUACCUGCACCAGCCAAGACCAAAGUUUGUGCAGUGGAGCCUGUUGCACGAGCUUUGCCGACCAGAUCAGCCAACAGGCCUCCUGUUACAGCAGCGCCUGCGGUGAAAGACAAACCUAAGGGCAAAUCUGCAGAUGUAAGAACCACAAGGAGCAGAGUGUUUGUCAACCAUGUGGCCCCCUCUUCUGACAGAGAUGGGAACUGCAAAGCAGCUGUUGACAACACUGUCAAGCCUGCUGUGCCCAAGGAGCCUGAGAUGCAGGAGCCAGAGGAUAAACCUCAUCCCCCCAGCCCGGCACCCUGUUCUGAGGAGGAAGAUAUGGUAGUGGACCAAACUCCGGCUGACUCUGUCCCUGCUGCGAAUCCUGUUGAAGCCCCAUCCUCUGCAUCUUCUUUUGCUCCAGCGGGUUUUGUAUUCCAGGCUCCCACUGGCUUGUCGUCCUUCAAGUUCGAUCCUCUCACUCCUCGCUCAGCAGACGCCUUCCUUACACCAAGCCCCAGCUUCACUCUUCCAGAGGUCCCUGCUCUCAACUUUGAGCCUAAGGAUGAGCUAAGCGAACCCUCCCCACCUAAAUCUCCUCGCCGCUCUCCUCCUCAUACAUCUCCCACAAUGGCCCCGCUGACUCCAGGCAGCCCCCUGGAAUCAAAGCAUGAUGUACCAUACUUCAGGUCAGAAAUUGCCAAUGAGACAGACAGACUGACGGCACUGUCUGUCCUCUGGGAGUCUAAAGUGGGGGAUGAGUCCAUCCCAGAAGAGAUGAGAGACAGUAUGCGCACAGCAGUCGGCCAAGCCAGGCUGUUGAUGAAGGAGCGCUUCAAACAGUUCAGCGGUCUGGUGGACGACUGUGAGCUGGGCCGAGGGGAGAAGAUCACCACCUGCACUGACCUGCAGGGUUUCUGGGACAUGGUGUAUUAUCAGGUAGAGGACGUCAACAAGAAGUUUGAUGCUCUCAAAGAGGCAGAGAGCCGAGGCUGGGUGGAGGAGCACAAGCCACCACCAACACGACAGCGGAAAGUAGUGAAGAAAGCACCUGCACCUGCUAAGCCAACAGGAACCAAAGCAGCAGCCAAGUCUCGCCUGGCUGCUGUGAAAGCAGCCAUGAAAGCCAAACAGCAGGCAGAGAAAGAGACAAAGGAUGCUGGGAACGAUGAGGACAAACCCAGUCUGAACCCUCAGGAACCACAACCCCAAGCAGAGCCCCAACAGGCCGAUGCAGUGGUCUUUGAUGGAGGUUUCUUUCAAGUGGAGAGCCCAGCCAAACCAUCAGGUUCAUUGAGGCGAUCCAGCCGUUUGAGCGCUGCCAUGCUGCCUCAGGCCUCUCCCUCCUCCAACUACCUCUCACCAAGAAGAGUCACUCGGCGAUCCCUCGCACUGGCACAAACCCCCGUUCACACCAUCUCCUCUCCUGCUCAGCCCGUCCACACUCCCGCCCACUCCCGUCUUACCCUCAGCCAAACCCCAGCACAAGCACCAAAGUCUCAGUGCGGCACCCCUCAGUCAUCCCACACCAGAAAGGACACUGCAAAUGUCUCCCUUUGUUUCUCACCUGUCAGAGAAGUGCUGUCAGAUGGCACCCAGCCUGAAGGAAGCCCUGCUCAGCAGCCAGAAACAGUCUCAACACAGGAAAACACUGCUUCCGUUCCUGCAUUGAGCACACCCAUACCUGUACAUUCACUUCCGUCCAUUUCUGUGGUCGAGGAGCAAGAUGAACCCUCUGAAGGUGUCGAUGUUGACCUCCCUGUCUCUCCACGGCUUUCCCUCUCUCCAUGCAAAUCACCUCCAGCAGUCUCCCAGGCCCCAGAGCCCUCAGCAUCUCUGAGUUUCAUGUUGUCACCCUGUGUGACUCCCUGCCAGCCUCCCAUUGCCCCCUCUCCUGCUGUGCAAGCCCAGCCAUCUGUGUGUUAUACUCCAGACAGCUCAGUUGUUGAGGAAAUUCCUGGGUUGGACUUUGAGCGUUACCUCCAGCCUUCACAGAGAUGCAGCUUGUCACCUCGGGCCACGGUUGCCGUAGAGCUGUCCCCCAUGGCAGCAGAUAUAGAAAUGGAGAGUCCCAGAAGUCAGUCAGAGUACUUGCUUACUCAGCAGGAACCAGGCCCAGACAGUCGAGUCUGACAUGCUUCUCUUUACCCCGGACCUGAAGGACCGGAUACGCCAGUCCAUCUGUCCAAGUGACCUUAUGGUCUUCACCCCUCCCCUCUAAUGUGUAGCAAAGAGUUCUGUUACCUGCUGUUAAAUCUUUUAUUUUGACAUACUGAUUACUCUUUUUACUGUCUUUGAAAAAAAAAAGUAUCUGAGUGAGUGUGUUUUAUUUUUACAUCACUAGAAAAUAGUUUUGUCUUAUAAUUAAAGUUCAGGCUACAACAAGAAAAUGACCGUUACUCUUCAUUUACAUCCAAACAGAAGUCAGCAGUUCACUCGAUGCUUUUAUUACUCACCAUAUUUAAAGGCUCUAUUCAUUCUGUUUGUUUUAAGAUUGUGGAAAGUUCAAAUACAGGAUAGUGUGCUUCAUCCUACAUUCGUCAGGUUUCUCAUUUCUCUUCUGAGACUUCUGUCAUUCAUCAAAGCUCCAAAUGCCCCCUCUCCCUGUAACACAAUAAUACAGUACAGCCAUGAAGACUACACAUGUUGGUGGCACAAUAGUGAUGAUUUGGGACUUGGUGGGGUCCACAUCCAAGAGGCAGAGCUAAUACUGGAAUGGAAACUGCAGGCAGGACAGGUGAUAAGGCGCCAUCUGGUGGCUGUUUAUGCAUGAGAACUGUCCUCAAUUUCUCAAUACAAAUUUUUAUUGUAACAUAAAUUGAAAUAUUAACAGGGUGUCAGCAGAUCCUUAAAAUGUCUUGAAUACAAUUUUAUUAAUAUUAGGACUUAAAAGUCAUUAAAUAGUCUCAAAUUUGAAUUUGUGAUGUCUAAAUUGCAACAAACAUUUUAUCUUGUCAUUUAUUGAUCUUUUACUUUCUUUUUGUCAAAAUGAGUCAAGCUCUUCUGCACGAUGGUACACAUUUCUGGUAUUCUAUAUCUUUAAAUCUACUGCUGAACCUAAAACUGUCCUUUUACUUUACAAUUGCACUUAACCUGUUGUCAAAAUAUAGAUUAAGCUAGCUCACUCCCAUAACCAUAUUCUUAAAUGAAACCUACCUCUGCACUGGAACACAUGUAUACUACUUGGCUUUAUACUAACCUGCAACACUUCAAUUAGAAAAUCAUAUGUCUAAUAUCAUUCUUAAAUGUGGUUAAAAAUUAUCUUUAAAAGUAGGGCUGGGUGUUACAUCAGUUCUGGAUAUUGUAAUAUUGCAAGUGUUGUAUUUUCCUGGUUGUAAAGGCUGCAUUACAGUAAAGUGAUAUCAUUUUCUGAA